AUGUUUCAAUCCAUCCGCUUCUCUUCACGCUUACCAGCUCGUCUGGUGCGGUGGAAUUCCACCGGUCCGGUUCUGCCACCCUUGAUGGCUACUUUGCGGACUGAUCUGAAGACCGCCAUGAGAGCCAAAGAUACUACAAGACUGAAUGUGCUGCGCGCCUUGAUCUCCGAGACCAACAAUGCCGCCAAAACCGCCUCGCCGAUCCAAACAGACAUCCAGCUUUUGUCGCUCAUCCGUAAACGGUUAAAUGCCUCCAAGGAUGCUGCAAAGGAGUUUGAAGCCGCUGAGCGACCAGAUUUGAAGGAGAAGGAGGAUGCACAAGUUGUCGUGUUGGAGGAAUACGCGGGUCAGGUUAAGACUCUCCCCAUCGCCGAGAUCAAGGAAGUAGUCGUCAACGAGAUCGAUGCGAUGAUCAAUGCCGGCAGUAAACCCAACCAAGGCACUGUUCUCAAGGCUCUCUUUGCUCCGGGAGGCCCGCUGGAUGGCAAGCCAGUUGACCGGAGAGAAGUGGCUACCGAGGUCAAGAAUGCGCUCUCUUGA
Molecule: messenger RNA, 540 nt
Organism: Penicillium paradoxum
Lineage: Eukaryota; Fungi; Ascomycota; Eurotiomycetes; Eurotiales; Aspergillaceae
Exons: 2
Coding region: 1-540 (179 amino acids)
Cellular component (GO): mitochondrion
Molecular function (GO): carbon-nitrogen ligase activity, with glutamine as amido-N-donor
Source: RefSeq, a predicted model, not a curated record